This is a messenger RNA of Amyelois transitella, 1435 nucleotides long. It is a transcript of the gene CSN4, whose product is annotated as COP9 signalosome complex subunit 4. The record is from RefSeq and is a predicted model, not a curated record. Lineage: Eukaryota; Metazoa; Arthropoda; Insecta; Lepidoptera; Pyralidae. The coding region runs from base 152 to 1375 and encodes 407 amino acids. Gene Ontology annotation, cellular component: COP9 signalosome; cytosol. The transcript has 9 exons.
UACAUAAAGAUAUAAAAACAUUGUAAAUUGAUUUAGAAAUUUUUUAUACAAUAUAAUAAUAAUAAUAAAACCAAUACUAACAACUAUAAGUAAUUGUUUGUAGUGAGACCUACACAUUUUCAUACUAUAUAAACGAAAGAAAUUUAAUAUCAUGAAUUUACAAGGAGUUCGCCAAUAUCUAAAUGAACUUAGAAAUUCCGGUGGUCUUCACAGAGAUCAAGCAGUGAAAUACCGCAAUGUUCUCAUGGAGAUACUUAAAAAUCCGGAAGGAGAGUUGGCUGACUGUUUGAAAGCAUUUGUUGAAGCAAUUGUCAAUGAAAAUGUAAGUUUGGUGAUAUCCCGGCAGCUCCUCACAGACGUCAGCUCCCAUCUGGCCCUGUUGCCCGACAAUGUGUCACAGGAGGUUUCACAUUUUGCCCUUGAUGUCAUUCAGCCUCGGGUCAUCUCUUUUGAAGAACAGGUAGCUAGCAUUAGACAGCAUUUGGCAGAUAUUUAUGAGAGGAAUCAAAAUUGGAAGGAAGCUGCAAAUGUUCUGGUGGGGAUCCCACUGGAAACUGGACAAAAGCAAUAUUCAGUGGACUACAAGCUGGAGACAUACCUCAAGAUAGCACGUCUGUUCCUGGAGGUCGAUGACCCGGUGCAGGCAGAGGCCUACGUGAACAGAGCCUCCCUUCUGCAAGCUGAGACCACCAAUGAACAACUGCAGAUAUAUUACAAAGUGUGCUAUGCAAGGGUGUUGGAUUACAGGAGGAAGUUCAUAGAAGCAGCUCAGAGGUACAAUGAGCUCUCUUACCGCAACAUCAUACACGAGGAUGAACGGAUGACUUGUCUGAGGAAUGCGCUCAUCUGUACAGUUUUGGCUUCAGCUGGCCAACAGCGUUCCAGAAUGCUAGCGACUCUGUUCAAAGACGAGCGGUGUCAACAAUUGCCAGCGUACUCCAUCCUCGAGAAGAUGUACCUGGACCGCAUCAUCCGCCGCUCGGAGCUUCACGAGUUCGAGGCGUUGAUGCAGACACACCAAAAGGCGACGACAUCUGACGGCUCCACGAUCCUGGACCGCGCGGUGUUCGAGCACAACCUGCUGUCGGCCAGCAAGCUGUACAACAACAUCACGUUCGACGAGCUCGGCGCGCUGCUCGAGACGCCGCCCGCGCGCGCCGAGCGCAUCGCCAGCCACAUGAUCAGCGAGGGCCGCAUGAACGGGUACAUUGACCAGAUCAGCUCCGUCGUUCACUUCGAGACUCGCGAAAUCCUGCCUCAGUGGGACAAGCAGAUCCAAAGCCUGUGCUACCAAGUGAACAGCCUUAUAGAGAAGAUUGCAGCUGCGGAGCCGGAGUGGAUGGCCAAACUCAUGGAGGAAGAGAUGAUACAAUAGUCACGUUAUUUUAAAAUAUACAUAAACUUACGUGUAAUAAAGCUUUUCUUAUUCUCAUAA